GAAGAGAGGAGGAAAGAGGGAGAUUGAGUUGGGGGCUUGCCUUCGAUGCUUCACCGACUAAGUGAGCAAUGAAUGAAGGCAGGCUGCACUUGUAAUUACACUAUUUACUGCAAUUUUCCACUCUGCAAAAACAUCUUGGGAUUUUUUCCCACAAUUAAUAACUUUUAGAGAGAGAAAGAGGGGGUGAUUUACACACACUUUCUACCCAUUCUUCAAUUCCAUUCAAUCUCCCCCUUGUGAAACAGUUACUAUUCGCUGGGUUUCUCAAACCAUGCCAGUUUUCCCUGUAGAAUUUGUUAUAUAUAUAGGGGGAGCAUGGAGCUUGAGGGUCACUACUACGGGCUUGAGGGUGAACACACCUGCAUCAACAAUGGCUUCAAUGGUGAUGAUGGUGCCUUCAACUCUCAUGACCAACAUCACCAUACCUGUGAUCAUGCCAAAACACCCAUCACACUAGACCUCUUUGGUUCUUCAUUUUCUUUUGCAACUGUUGAAUUGGAUAAGACCUUCUCUCUCUCUUGUGGGAAGAAGAAAUAUUGUGAUAUAAAGGAGAAUAGAAUUGUGGUAGGCAUGAGUAAGAACGAGAAGAGGCAAGGGAGCUCUCCAAGAUUGGAGCUGAAGCUCACACUAUCACCAAGCAAGGAGGUGGGGGAACGGUCGCCCAGCCACAACGGCUACGAGUCGUCGGACUCUGGGAGCCGCUCGUCUCUCUUGCCGACGUCUCCGAUCUCUUCGUGUGUUUCGUCGGAUACGAACAUGGCGGAGUUCGAAGGGAGCGGGUUGCAAUACUCUGAGAGCCCCGAAGCCACGUCGAUGGUUCUUGUGGGGUGCCCUCGUUGCUUGAUGUAUGUGAUGUUAUCUGAGCAAGACCCCAAGUGCCCCAAAUGCAAGAGCACCGUGCUCCUCGACUUCCUUCAUGAUGAGAAACGGACUGGGAAAUAGUCUCUCUCUCUCUCUCUCUAUCUUAUUCUCUGUAAUUUUCCUUCUCUUCUUAUUUUUGGUUUCUAUUUCUCAUUCUCUUUCUUAAUUUUGGUUAAUCUUUCUCUCUCUCUCUCUCUCUCUCACUCACCCACCCAUUUUGGUUUUUGCUUCUCUUUUACUAGUUUGCUCUCUCUCUCACACACAUUUUUGGUUUUUGCUUCGCUUACGAGUCUCAGUCUCUCUCUCACACAUUUUAGGUUUUUUUUGUUCUCAUUGUAGUUUCUUUUUCUUUUCUUUUCUUUUUUUCCUUCUUUUUUGUUAUAGAGGUGGGCUUAAUUUGUUUUCGUUUCUUCUUACUUGGGAUAGGCUAUGAUAGAUGAGCCAUUUUGGUUUGUGAUGGGUUUGUGUUCAGUUCCAAAAUGGUGGAAAAGGGAGCUUGUUUUUUUGUUUCUUCUCUCUAGUACCAAGGUUUCUUAUACUCCCAAGUGAUUUACAUGUAAGGGGUCUCUUGUUUUUGGUUGGUGAUAUAAAUCAAAUCAUAUGCUUACUCUAUGGU
Molecule: messenger RNA, 1477 nt
Organism: Amborella trichopoda
Lineage: Eukaryota; Viridiplantae; Streptophyta; Magnoliopsida; Amborellales; Amborellaceae
Product: protein GL2-INTERACTING REPRESSOR 1
Source: RefSeq, a predicted model, not a curated record